Messenger RNA from Salvia splendens (bonfire salvia), 2163 nucleotides. RefSeq names its product zinc finger protein ZAT9. The transcript has a single exon. The record is from RefSeq and is a predicted model, not a curated record. Lineage: Eukaryota; Viridiplantae; Streptophyta; Magnoliopsida; Lamiales; Lamiaceae. The coding region runs from base 407 to 1915 and encodes 502 amino acids.
CAAGCCCAUCAUUAUCUGUUCAAAAGUUUGAUUCUUUCCACAUUAAUUUCUUCUAAAUCUUGCAAGAUUAAUAUAGGAUUGGGGUUGUCAUUUACUCAUAUGCCUUUUUCUUUUCUUUUUUUUUGCCUUUCUUCUCUGUUGUGUGUGUUUGUAGAGAUUUCACCGAUUUGGGUUUUCUCACUGUCACAUCUCACUAGUGUGGUUUGAUUUCACUAAAGGUACAGUCUUUGUGAUCUAUGCCCAUCCAUACUUGAGGAUUUUUCCAUUUUCCAUUUUUGGGAGUUUGUUUUUGCACUUUGAUGUUGCUAGAUCAGGGAAAUGUUGUAGAAAUCUGAGUUCAGCUAAAUCUUGAUUGUUUGUAUGUGUUUCUUGAUUUAGUAGUUGGAUUGGAGGUGUUUGAAGUAGGAUGGAUGAGAAUCAAGAAUUGAGGUUUGUUUGUAAGUUGUGCUUCAAGAAAUACCCUUGUGGGAAGUCUCUUGGAGGCCACAUGAGGUCAUGUGUAGUUGCAAAUGCAGCUGAAUCUGAUGACAAACUGAUUGAUCCCAACUUUAAGAAAUUCCCAUCAUUUAUUGUUGUUGGUGGUGGGAUGGAAAGCCCAAUGAGUGAUUCAAGAAUUGGUGAUUUAGGAAAUGGGCAGUCUAGCUAUGGCCUAAGAGAGAAUCCUAGGAAGAGUUGGAGGGCUGUGGAUUCAACCUCCCCUUUGCCACAAGAGAAGUUUUGCAAGCAAUGUGGCAAAGGGUUUCAGUCAAUGAAGGCUUUGUGUGGGCACAUGGCUUGCCACUCUGACAAGGAUAGGGGCAUGAAAGAUGAUCAUUCUUGGACCAGUGAGAGCCAGAAGCUGGUGAUGGACAGCCAUUCCGACACGGAGGGUGAGGACCGGGCAAUCAGGACUAGGUCCUCCAAGAGCAAGAGGUUUAGGAAGAUUGUAGUGAACUCCCCUUUCCCCAAUGGCUCUUUGUCCGUCUCUGAGAUUGAUGGGGAGGAGCAGGAGGAGGUGGCCAUGUGUUUGAUGAUGCUGUCUAGGGAUACUGGGAGUAAAGGCGAGAGUUCUGAUAACAACUCUGUGAUCUUGGAGACUAAGUCCUCCUCCAUUGAUAUAAAGAAUAUGAGAAAAAAGUGUGAUCUUGUCAAGAAUGAGAAGAAAAUUGGAGAUGUUGUUAAGGGGGAGAAUUCAGACUCGGAUUAUUUCUUGGACGAAUGCGCCAAGGGGGAGGAGUCCGAUGUGUCCAUGGAUGGGUUGCGUAGGAGCAUUGGUGUGGAUGAGUAUGAGGAGUUUAGGCAGAGCUUGAACCGAAGCCGGAGCUAUAGAGCUGAGGUGAAGAAGGUAUUAGCGAAGGAGAAUGAGUAUGAUCAUGGCAAUGCUAAUAGUAUAGCAGCUAGGAUUGAGCAAUCAAGAAAGAGGAGAUAUGCCAUUGAGAAUUCUGAAAUGUAUAAUGACUAUGAUGAUAAUAGGAUCAAACGGGGCGAACUCCCUAGUGCGGAGAAGAGGCAGAAAUACGAGUGCUUCAACUGCAAGAAGGCGUUCAAGUCGUACCAGGCUCUAGGGGGCCACAGGCCAUGCCACAAGAAGAUCAACGCGUUGUAUGAGCCAAGAUACGAGACUGGAGAGAAUAGCGUGGAUGAUGAGUAUGUGGCUAGAGGGAAGACGGUUGAGUCCACUAGCAGUAGGAAGCCGGGCAGCUCGUGUGACAAGAAGACGAAGGCUAAGAAGAGCAAAGGCCAUGUCUGCCCUUUCUGCAACAGGGUUUUCAAGAACGGGCAGGCGUUGGGCGGCCACAAGAGGUCACAUUUCAUCGGUGGCCAUGAGGUGAACACGCACCCUAGCCCGGUCGCCAAGCUGGACUUGCUCGACCUCAAUCUGCCCGCCCCUCAGGACGAUGAGGAUGAUGGGGACGACCAGUACUCGCCUUGGUAGGGCCGGACGCUUGAGAAACUCGAACACAUACAUUGAAAUUGGUGGAAGGCACACCACAUUGUGCUCCUUUCUUGCUAGCCUCCUCAUACCAAAAAAAGCAAAAUUUAAAAAAAAAACAAGGAAGAAAACCUCAUGCAAACUAGAGGUUUAUUUUUGUAUUCCAUUUGCAUUAUUAUGUCUAAAAAUGACAAUAUUUGUUGUUCUUUGUUAUCUAGAAUAUGAUCAAUACAUAUAAGAGAGGCAGGCUC